Penicillium canariense is the source of this 1083-nucleotide messenger RNA. Its product is annotated as WD40 repeat domain-containing protein. The transcript has 5 exons. Gene Ontology annotation, molecular function: RNA binding; protein binding. Gene Ontology annotation, cellular component: catalytic step 2 spliceosome. The record is from RefSeq and is a predicted model, not a curated record. The coding region runs from base 1 to 1083 and encodes 360 amino acids. NCBI's taxonomy places the organism in Eukaryota, Fungi, Ascomycota, Eurotiomycetes, Eurotiales, Aspergillaceae.
AUGAUGUCCGGAGAAAAACGUCCUGCCCAGGAGGCCUUUGGGUCUUCGAGCCAGCUUGUGGUUAAACGAAAGAAGUCCGAUGCCGACCUCAACCCCGGUACGGCAGUGGUAAAAAGCUCGUCGCAAAAUGGCGCACUUGUUCAAUCGAUUCCUCGCACUAGUGGACUCGAUGCGCCGAUUAUGGAGCUCACAGGUCACUCUGGCGAAGUCUUCACAGUUCGAUUUGACCCCACAGCCCAGCACAUUGCAUCCGGGUCAAUGGACCGAUCCAUCUUACUUUGGAACACAUACGGACAAUGCGAAAACUAUGGCCAAUUGACCGGUCACAAAGGAGCCGUCCUCGACCUCCAAUGGGCGCGCGAUUCACGAGCACUUUUCUCCGCAUCAGCCGACUUGACAUUGGGGAGCUGGGACGUGGAAACCGGAACACGGGUGCGUCGCCACAUGGGCCAUGAAGAAAUCAUCAAUUGCCUCGAUAUCAGCAAGCGCGGGCAAGAACUGCUCGUCAGUGGCAGCGACGACGGCUGCAUAGGCAUCUGGGACCCGCGGCAAAAGGAUGCGCUGGAAUAUCUCGAAACUGAACUGCCCAUCACGGCAGUCGCGCUGUCCGAGGCAGGAAACGAGAUUUACAGCGGCGGCAUCGAUAACACGAUCCAUGUCUGGGACCUACGCAAGAAGGCCGUAAUUUACUCCAUGGCUGGCCACACCGAUACCAUUACCUCGCUCGAGAUCUCGCCGGACUCUCAGACUCUCCUGUCGAAUUCCCAUGACUCGACUGUUCGGACGUGGGAUAUCCGGCCGUUCGCCCCGACUAACCGGCAGGUCAGGACUUUCGAUGGCGCCCCCGUCGGGCUCGAGAAAAACCUCAUCCGCGCCAGCUGGGAUCCUAAGGGAGAGAAGAUCGCCGCUGGCAGUGGUGACCGGAGCGUGGUUGUCUGGGAUGCGAACACCGGCAAGCUGCUGUACAAGCUUCCUGGUCAUAAGGGCACAGUCAAUGAUGUCCGCUUCUCUCCUAACGAUGAGCCAAUCAUUGUUUCUUGCUCAUCGGAUCGGAACCUGAUGCUUGGAGAACUGGGCAAGUGA